This is a messenger RNA of Cololabis saira (Pacific saury), 3468 nucleotides long. RefSeq names its product receptor-interacting serine/threonine-protein kinase 2-like. The coding region runs from base 217 to 1971 and encodes 584 amino acids. Lineage: Eukaryota; Metazoa; Chordata; Actinopteri; Beloniformes; Belonidae. Gene Ontology annotation, molecular function: JUN kinase kinase kinase activity; ATP binding. The record is from RefSeq and is a predicted model, not a curated record. The transcript is spliced from 11 exons. Gene Ontology annotation, biological process: regulation of apoptotic process; innate immune response; positive regulation of canonical NF-kappaB signal transduction.
CCGGCAACAACAAACCCUCCGUGUUUCAGUGAUCUUGGUUCGAGUCCACGGCAAACACGCAGAGAGGAGCUGGCGCGGCUGACGGCGCACUUAUCCACGGCUGCCAGGAGAAAAGCUCCGGCUGUGAACCGGGUGGAGUCCCCGCCUCGCAUCAGCCCGGGCACCGACGGCUCCAGGUGGGUCGCAUGAGCUGGUCCUCCCGCGGGAAGCAGCGCCAUGGAGCCGCCCAUGGCCGCGGCCGCGGGGCGCGUCAACAUGGGCAGCCUGACCAGCACGCUGCCCGUCAUCCCCUACCAGAAGCUCACCGACCUGUACUUCGUGAGCAGGGGCGGCUUCGGCACCGUGUUCAAGGCGCAGCACUGCGACUGGAGGACCACCGUGGCCAUCAAGUGCCUGAAGCUGGACUCCGUGGGAGAGAGAGAGAGGAACUGCCUGCUCAAGGAGGCAGAGGUGCUUCACAAAGCCCGGUUCAACUACAUCAUCCAGAUCUUUGGCGUUUGCAAUGAGCCCGAGUUCUUUUGUAUCGUCACAGAGUUCAUGAUCAACGGCUCUCUGGAUCAGCUGCUCCAUCAGAAGGAAACGUACCCCGUCCUUGCCUGGCCUUUGCGUCUGAGGAUUCUGUAUGAAAUUGCUCUGGGGGUCAACUUCCUUCAUAACAUGACCCCGCCCCUCUUACAUCAUGACCUAAAGACCCAGAACAUACUGCUGGAUGGCGAAUAUCACGUUAAGAUUGCAGACUUUGGCUUGUCAAAGUGGCGACAGCUGUCAGUGAGCAAAGGCUCGGGGUCCAAGCCCACAGAGAUGGAGGGUACAGUGAUCUACAUGCCCCCCGAGGAGUACGAGCCGUCCAAGAACCGGCGGGCUGAUGUCAAACAUGACAUGUACAGCUACGCCAUCAUCAUGUGGGAGGUCCUGUCACGGCAGAUACCAUUUGAAGAGGUGACCAACCCCAUGCAGAUCAUGUUUAGCGUGCUGCGUGGGAAGCGUCCUGACACCAGCCCGGACAGCUUGCCCGCUGACAUCCCCAGCAGGGAGACACUCAUCACUUUAAUGACCUCUGGCUGGACCGCCAACCCGGACGAACGACCCUCCUUCCUCAAGUGUUUGAUUGAGUUGGAGCCCAUGGUGAGGACGUUCGAUGAAAUGGACUUUCUGGAGGCCGUGCUGGAGAUCAAGAGGUCAAAGCUGAUGCAGCAAACUGGCUGCUGUUCAGCUCAGACGGUGUGUAAGAAGAUAAAUAAGGAGGAAUCCCUGGCUGUGUUGACGGAGCGGCCGUGUCUGUCGCCUAUGUGCAGCUCACAGUCCUACCCCUCCCACGACACAGACGUAUCUCUGCCAGGAGCCCUCACCAUGAGCAACGUUUCUCCUUUUCAACAGGGUCUUCCAUCAUCGUUCAUCGCUCCUAGUCUGGAGCCUCCCAAGUCUUUGAAGGAUUCCUGCCUGGGCAGCAAUCUGAACGGCUACCAGACUGCAAAACCCCUGAACGAUUUAAACAUCCCCAUCAGACCUGCGGUGCCUCCCUCAGACUAUGAGACACAGAUGAAUAACCUCACACUCAAGCCACAGCCUCAGCAGCAAGCGGCUGAUUGCUGUCCUCCGCUGCAACUUCCCCCUUCCUCGCGAGGCCCCACCGGUGUCUGGAUCGCGACGCGGCGCGAGGACAUCGUCUCCCAGAUGACGCAGGCCUGCCUGAACCAGAGCCUGGACGCCCUGCUGGCGCGCUCCAUGCUCAUGCGCGAGGAUUACGAACUGGUGACCAACCAGACCACGCGCACCGCCAGGGUCCGCCAGCUCCUGGACAACUGUCACAAGCACAACGAGGACUUCUGCCGCAUCAUCGUCCAGAAGCUGUUCGACAACAAGCAGAUGGGCCUGCACCCGUACCCCCCCGAGAUCACUUCCCCCACCGCGGCCGCCGUCCCCAGCGCGCCGCCGCUGUCCCUGCCCUACAACAUCCCCAGGAACUUGUAGCGCGGGUCGCGGCCGAACGCGGGGAAAACGCGUCGGACUGACUGUGCCAACUUUACACUAAACCCCUUCAGGUUCUGUGGUGGUCAGCAGAGGCACCGUGGUUUCCACCAGCUUUACACGGGAAACCUGCAGAUGAGCUGUCUGAGCAAUAAGAGGCCGAGGUACAAAGUUAAUACCCACUCACGCCAAUAAAGGUUUUAUUCUUUAUAUUCAAAAUCAGAAGACUUGGACUGGAUCUGUGGUUUUAUUUAAAAUUUUUUGUAUUUGAUGUGAUUUAUUUAUAUUCUCUUUGUUGGUAUUACAGCAUUGAACAGUACGGCUUUUAUCUGUGAGCUCCAGACCUCCGUCGUUAAUGUUCAAUGAGUGAUUCACACGCGGUGUCGAGGAAAACCAACAGGGAAAAUAUUUCCCCCUAGUAGCAAACGUAUCUGAAAGCUUCUUUUCUUGUUCCACUUUCAUGAUUCAUAGAAACCGGAGGGUCUGCGAUGGAAGACCACAGCCAGCAUUAAUCAGCUGGAGGGUAAAUGGGGAAGUAUUAGUGUAGAUGUGUGGUUUUGGAGGGUAACACUUGCGUGACUCAGAUGAAAGUUUGAAUGGAAACAGGAUUUGAGCCGUUUGUCGUACCUGUGUUUCCUCUUUUUAUCGCUGAGUUAAGAGUCGCUGCAGGGAAGAGGACGUUUAGGUUUCUGUUUAGCUCUCAGUAUGAGAGGAGAUUCGUGUGUGUGUGUGUGUGUGUGUGUGUGUGUGUGUGUGUUUCGAGGGUUAAACCAGGCUAAAAUGACUCCUCAUCUUGCAUCCCUUUGGCCGGAUCAACAGUGGCCUCGCUUCAUAGCAAUCUUUAUCACGCUCACUUCCUAGAGGCUUCCUACUUCCUGGAUGCUUCCGGCAACUUUUAGCGGACUUUUCUUCCCGUCGUUUGAGCGUUUUCCUGAGCUGCUCUUCCAAAGUGCAGGCAUCGGUGGAGAAACCUGCUUCCCUUGUAGCAAAGUCUGACGAGUUCCCUGCUCAGACUCACCAGGGAAUCGUACAGCGUUUUCUGCUCAGAAAACUAGCAACACUUGUAAAUACAAUCAACGUCUCUAUAAGACAGCGCCUGGUUAACAAUCAGGAGGCUUGAUGCUGUUACAUGCAAAACAUGAGUUCCUAUAGGAAAGUAGCAGCAGGUAGAACCUGUUUUUAACUUUUACAUGUGCAUAAAGCCUAGGCUUCCUGCCAAACUAGAGCAGAUAAACAGCACAUAAAUCACUGACACUGGCACUGGAGCACUGAUCAAUACUUCAAAGCUGCCAAAUCAGAAACGUUUGCAUUCAUUUAGUUAAAGGAGACGUAUUAUUACCCACUUUUUCACACAAGUUCACACCAUUUCAUGAGGUCUUGCUGAAAGGUUUUUCACACGCUAAAUACUGCAGAUAUAAUACAAGAGCUCCUUUUCAGCCAGAUGUUGAUGGUUCCAGAUGCUGAUGGUUCAGAUGCUGAUGGUUCAGAUGCUGAUGGUUC